This is a messenger RNA of Chrysoperla carnea, 521 nucleotides long. It is a transcript of the gene RpII15, whose product is annotated as DNA-directed RNA polymerase II subunit RPB9. NCBI's taxonomy places the organism in Eukaryota, Metazoa, Arthropoda, Insecta, Neuroptera, Chrysopidae. Gene Ontology annotation, molecular function: nucleic acid binding; zinc ion binding; DNA-directed RNA polymerase activity. The record is from RefSeq and is a predicted model, not a curated record. Bases 75 to 473 code for a protein of 132 amino acids. The transcript is spliced from 4 exons. Gene Ontology annotation, cellular component: RNA polymerase II, core complex. Gene Ontology annotation, biological process: transcription initiation at RNA polymerase II promoter; maintenance of transcriptional fidelity during transcription elongation by RNA polymerase II; DNA-templated transcription.
AAUUUGACAGAAACAGAAUAACAAACACAGAAGCUUUGUAAAAAAGGUUAAAAAUUGGAUAAAAAUACUAAAAUAUGGAUAAAGCAAAACAAUCAGGAUACGAUGCACGUGAUGAUGGACCAGGAUUUGUAGGAAUUCGUUUUUGUCAAGAAUGUAAUAACAUGUUGUAUCCAAAAGAAGAUAAAGAAAAUAAAGUACUUUUAUAUGCUUGCCGAAAUUGUGAUUACAAACAAUUAGCUGACUCAAAUUGCAUUUAUGUGAACAAAAUUAUGCACGAAAUUGAUGAAUUAACACAUAUUGUACCAGAUGUAGUAUCUGAUCCAACUCUCCCACGAUCCGAGGAUCAUCAUUGUCCAAAAUGCAAUUAUAGGGAAGCCGUGUUUUUCCAAGCUCAGACACGUCGAGCUGAAGAAGAAAUGAGACUUUAUUAUGUGUGUACAAAUCCACAAUGUACCCAUAGAUGGACUGAAUAGAUUCCAAUUAAUAUUUUAAAAUACAUAUGAAAUUUUUUUGAAACAAUA